AUGUUCCAAGCUUGCGUUUACCAAGAACCCUCCUCUAUCUACCUCACAGCAAUGUCUGUGAUGAUCCUUCUAAUAACCGCAUGUUUGGCUGUGUUGGAAUUCGUAGGCAAACACCUUCAGUAUUCCAAAUUUUGGAACGUCGGUUCCAAGAAAUCCCACCAGAUCUUGCUUUCUAGUAAAACUGGGAUGCUGUUACUCUACACCCCAGCAUUUCUUGCUGGUCUUGCUUCGUUUUGGAUUUUCCCAGAUGGUGGAACUAGGUUUAUGAUGGUCAAAUUUGCUGUUACUUUCCAUUUUCUCAAAAGGGAUCUUGAGUUAUAUAGUCGAAAUAAUGAUAGUGUUAAUAGUAGUAACAUUGGUCUUUCAAGUCACUCAUUGAUGGAGCCAUUAAUCACUCAUUCUUGGAGCCUAUAA
Olea europaea var. sylvestris is the source of this 414-nucleotide messenger RNA. RefSeq lists its product as uncharacterized. The record is from RefSeq and is a predicted model, not a curated record. The coding region runs from base 1 to 414 and encodes 137 amino acids. The transcript is spliced from 2 exons. Lineage: Eukaryota; Viridiplantae; Streptophyta; Magnoliopsida; Lamiales; Oleaceae.